Diachasmimorpha longicaudata is the source of this 1565-nucleotide messenger RNA. RefSeq names its product venom serine protease 34-like. Bases 365 to 1360 code for a protein of 331 amino acids. The transcript is spliced from 8 exons. NCBI's taxonomy places the organism in Eukaryota, Metazoa, Arthropoda, Insecta, Hymenoptera, Braconidae. Gene Ontology annotation, biological process: proteolysis. The record is from RefSeq and is a predicted model, not a curated record. Gene Ontology annotation, molecular function: serine-type endopeptidase activity.
GAAGAAUAAAAAUGUUUACCAAAUGUUAUCGAAAAAAAUUAAACUCGAGAUAUUUGUCUCAAUGGAAGAGUAAUUUCUGUGGAGGAGUGAGUGGAGUUAUCAAUUAGCCAGCAAAAUUCUGUGUCAAAUUUACGAAAAUAACGACUCCCUCUAUCCUUUUCGUUUUUUAACAAUAUUCGUGGUGUUUCAUCUAAUCAAACCCUCAGACAAAGCGAAUUAUUCUUCAAUCUACAAUGGUCCUCUCAUUAACAGUUACUUCCAAAGACUGGGAGACGGAGAAUCCUAUUCUGUGUACAAUCCGAAUUUUCCUGGUGACUAUGAAGGAGUGAAUAACUGCCAGUGGAUCACGAGGAGCGAUCGAGUCAUGAAUGUCAACUGUUCAGUGAACAUGCCAGCAAGUUUGGACUGUAACCAGCAUUCACUCAUAAUCCAGGGAUUAUUUAUCGAGCCUCGAAAUUAUUGCGGUGUCAAUAAAGUUCUUCUGGAUGCAUAUGGUGAAGUCACAAUUAAACUGAUUACACCUGAUGUGCCGGACGGUGGGACAUUCGAGUGCGAUAUUAAAACGAACAAAGAUGAAGACUACGAAGAGGACGAAGAGGAAACGUGUAACUGUGGCUGGAAGAAUUCGGAGAAAAUUGUUGGUGGGACAAACACUGAAGUGAAUGAAUAUCCCAUGAUGGCUGGUCUCAUCGAUCUCUCAGUCAGAUAUGUUUACUGUGGUGCUACCAUCAUCAACCACCGUCAAGUGAUCACUGCAGCUUCCUGCCUAGACGGUAGAGACUUGCAAUUGUUGGCUGUUCUGGUAGGAGACCACGACCUGGUAGCAAGCAGUGACACCAAUGCCUCAAAAGUAUUCCAAGUUGAGUCCUCCCAGAUUCAUCCAUAUUAUUUCGGAGGGUACAAUGACAUCGCAAUAAUCACACUGUCAGGAACAAUUGAAUUCAAUAAACAAGUGGGACCUGUUUGUCUGCCAUUCCAACUCACGCACGACAGUUUUGCAGGGCAAUUUGUAGAUAUUUUAGGCUGGGGAGAUCUUGAGUUCGCAGGGACAAAAGCUACUACCUUGCAGAAAAUAGAAGUCAGUGUCCUUACUAAUUACGAAUGUGGGAAGACUUCGACCAUUCAGGAGUUCCAAAUUUGUACGUUCACCGAAGGGAAAGACGCUUGUCAGUUUGAUGCUGGUGGACCUGUACUGUGGAGAAAUCACGUAACCAAACGCUUGGUACUCGCUGGUAUAAUAAGCUAUGGUACUGGCUGUGCCUCUAACAAUAAUCCAGGUAUAAAUACCAGAAUUGGAGCCUACAUGGAGUGGAUAUUAUCAGUCUCAUCCCCAGACGUGAAAUAUUGUAUAGAAGAGUAAGUGAUGGAAUAUUCUAUUAAUACGGACUGAAACUCAAGUCAUCACUUGAAGCUUUCGAAGAAUAGUUCAUUUAAUUAAUAAUGUUAUGUUAAAAUCAAUUCCAAGAUAAACAUAAUUCCGCACAACAUCGAAAAUUCGUAUAAAUCGGUAUUACUUCAAUUUCCUCCCCUGUACCAGAAUAAAAGCAAUUCCACGUUUCUUUCAA